UAGUUGUGAAUACAUUAUGAUGGAAGGGUCAUGAUCACUUGAUCAGUCCAACUCUAAUGUCACUGAACCUAAUUAUUAAGGUGGGGCACUUAAGGUGCAAAUUCAGUGCCCACGAUAAGCAUAUAGAAAUGCUCUUAUAAUAGCAUGGCUAUGUAUGAAGGUAAAUGAUUAUUUUCCUCUUGAAAAACGUUCCCAUCUUCCCCGUUGUCUUCCUGGAACAAAGUCACACUACCUAAGAAGCACACAAUUACGCCAUACAGGACAAGCCGAGACCCCAGUAGAUAAGAGUCAUAUAGAGCAUUGAGAGAGAGAGAGAGAAGAAAGAGAGAGACACAGAGAUUUGACAAAGAGCAAUGGGAUCUGAGACAGAACCAGAGCUUAGCUCCACACCAAGAUUACCAUUAUUCUUGAGCCCACAUGCACAUGCAUAUGUGCAGUCACCACAGAGAUCAGGGAUGCUAACCCCGCCACUCUAUGCCUCAGCUUCUGUCCCAUUUCGCUGGGAGGAAGAGCCUGGAAAGCCCAGCGGCUGCACUCCUCUCUCCAACCCCAUUGACUUUAGCCCCAAGUGCCUAGAGCUACCUCCAAGGUUGCUCUUGGAUGCCAAUGUUAACAAGCUGCUCUCGCCGACUACGGUCAUGAAGGGACCUUAUAUGGGCAAACAAAGAUUUCAGUCUUCUUCGUUUAGAAUGAUCAGAAGGGAGUGUUAUGGGUCCUUUCGUAGGAGUUGUAGUCCUGAGAGAGGUCAGCUUAGUACCAUGGUUCUUAGCAAGAGACGGCUGAAAGAUAGAGGACUUUUAGGUUCCUGGCGUUGGGGAAGGAGGGCCUUCACGGGUAAAAGAGAGGUUGGUGGGGCUAGCUAUGUCUUUCCGUCGUUCAUGGACAGAGAUGUCGAAGAUAGCAACAAAGAGGACGAGGGAAGUAACAAGAAUGCCAAGAUCACAAGGAUCAGAAGAUCAGGCAGCUGUUCCACGCGUACCAGGUCUCGUUUCUGGGGGACUAUUUAUGAGGGUUUGAAGCAGGUAAUUCCAUGGAGGAGCAAAAAACUAAAGAAAGAUGGGUUUGUUAUUUGACUUUUCUUUGGGGCACAAGACGACGCGUCUCAUUAAAUUACCUGGGAACCGCAAUGGUCCUGUCCUGUCUAUAUCUCGCAUUGGCGUUUUGUUGUCGCAUUUCUCGUCACUCACCACUACUUGGCUUACUGUUUUGGAGGGGCCAGUUGACUGUUGCUGCAUCCUUUAUCUAUGGAUGCAAUUUAUGGGAACCAACUGUUGAGUCUCUGACUCUCUGUAGCCACGUGGUUAGCUGGCUCUGCAAUAAAGAAUAAUGAGGUCAUGAGCAGCAAAAGCGUUUGUAGUGCUAGUAUGAUGGUUCAAUUCCUCGUAUACGUUCAAAGAUGAGGAUGAUUCGAUGAAUCCUCUUGUUUAAAUUGAAACAAUUAGUAAACGAGGCAAAAUUGAAUAUUUAUGAUCCAAAAAUUCCAGUUUUGAGCUGUUGCAGAAA
Hevea brasiliensis (rubber tree) is the source of this 1503-nucleotide messenger RNA. RefSeq lists its product as uncharacterized. Bases 354 to 1073 code for a protein of 239 amino acids. The transcript is spliced from 2 exons. Lineage: Eukaryota; Viridiplantae; Streptophyta; Magnoliopsida; Malpighiales; Euphorbiaceae. The record is from RefSeq and is a predicted model, not a curated record.